Carya illinoinensis is the source of this 1115-nucleotide messenger RNA. RefSeq names its product esterase AGAP003155-like. NCBI's taxonomy places the organism in Eukaryota, Viridiplantae, Streptophyta, Magnoliopsida, Fagales, Juglandaceae. The coding region runs from base 280 to 942 and encodes 220 amino acids. The transcript is spliced from 6 exons. The record is from RefSeq and is a predicted model, not a curated record.
UAUGCAAAGUGCGGUAGGAGAACAGGACCCUACUCAAAUGCUUGGACAAAGCCACAACCAGAUAUUGAUGUCAUAUUUAUGUGCACCAAAGUGGAUUUUUUUGAACUAGAUCGAUGGGCGUAAGGAGGCUUUAAAGUUUAAAGUCUAUGUUAGGUGUGGAUGAAUGGUAAAGAGAGUCUUCGGUUGGUUCCUUAUCUAUAGCUUCUCGUCUACCCGAGAGCUUGUCUCUGAGUAUUUCUUGAAAUCGAAGACAAAAAGUUCUUUAAUCUCUGGCACUUGAUGGAGAACCAAACCCAGAAAAAACCCAGAAUUUUGUGCCUUCAUGGGUUCAGAACAAGCGGUGAAAUCCUCAAGAAAUUGAUAGGAAGAUUGCCUGAAACUGUGCUCGAAAAGCUGGACCUUGUCUUCCUCGAUGCUCCUUUUCCUGCUGGAGGAAAGUCCGAUGUAGAAGGCAUUUUUGACCCUCCUUACUACGAGUGGUGGCAAUCCAACAAGGAUUAUACAGAGUAUACGAAUUUUGAAGAGUGUCUUGCAUACGUAGAAGAUUACAUGAUCAAGAAUGGUCCUUUUGAUGGAGUACUGGGCUUCUCCAUGGGGGCGAUGUUAGCAGCUGCAAUGCCUGGAAUGCAAGCCGAGGGGGUGACUCUUACGAAGGUACCAAAGAUAAAGUUUUUGAUAAUUAUAUCUGGGGCUAAGCUUGGAGGAUCCAAGUUUGCGGCACCUAAGCUGGCUGCCAACGCUUUUUCAUCACCCAUUACCUGCCCAUCUCUCCACUUCAUAGGUGAGACAGACUUCCUGAAGCCAGAUGGGACUGCUCUGCUGGAUUCAUUCGUGGACCCUGUUGUCAUCAAUCAUUCCAAAGGGCACACCGUUCCUAGACUUGAUGGUAAACCGCUGGAAACAAUGCUCAGCUUCAUUGAGAAGAUUCAGAUGAUCCCAUGAGACGAAGAAUAGAUCUGGUUUAGGAUUUGAAGGCUGCUUUAUUGCCUCACAUUCUCACUGAACCAUAUUCAUUGUCUUUUUCUUAUAAUCAUGUAAUGAAAAGUGCCGUUAAUCGACGGUCAAUAAUCUUAUAUUUUAUGAUGAUAUUAACCACUGGUUAACUUUAUAAGAAA